Molecule: messenger RNA, 1008 nt
Organism: Effrenium voratum
Lineage: Eukaryota; Dinophyceae; Suessiales; Symbiodiniaceae
Source: the annotation of a GenBank genome assembly
AUGCAGCAGCUGCUGGAGCAAUGUGGUGACGUCCAGGCUUUCCGUCGAGCGACGGAUGCAGAAGGCAAGGCCAUGAGCUUCGGCGUGGCGCAGUUCGCGGACCCGGAGUCUGCGUGGAAAGCGGCCACCUGUCUCUCAAAGAGAAGGGUCGGUGGGCAGGACAUCAAGGUUCUCAUGGAAGAGAACACCGAAGCUUUCAUCCUGAAGUGGAAGGCGUCGCAGAAGGCCGUGUUCAGAGUCAGCACGGACGACGAGUUGGAGUGGGAGCUGGAGCGCAAGGCGGUGAGCUGCAAGGCCAUGCUGGACGCCAAGCUGGAGGAGCUGUUUGGCUCCGCCGACACUUCCUCAGCGAAGCAGCGGAGAAGGGAGCUGCGGGAGAGGGAAGAAAAGCGAGUGGAGCGCUCCAAGAAGCGAAAAGCCUGGAGAGAGGCAGAGUUCUUACAGGAGCUGGAGAGAGUGGAGGCCUCAGAGCGGCUGCUGCGGGAGGCGGAGCGGAAGCGGGACGACGCAGACCGGGAGAAGGAGGACCAGGAGCUGCAAGAGAAGCAGCGGAAGGAGAUGAAGCUGGGGAAGGUGGAGGGCGAGCACGGUGUGCGCACGCUCAACGUGACCCAGCUGGUAGACAACCGGGCGCUCAUGGAGAUGGUGCACAAGGUGCAGGAGGAGCCCAGAGAAGAGCUCUUCACCAUGAAGAUAGAUACCGCAUAUCUGCGCAACGAGCGCAUCAUGGAGAGGAAGCUUAGGCCUUGGCUGGAGCGGAAGACAGACCUCUACAUGGGCGGCCAGACUUCCGACCUUGUAGAGCUCAUCAUCCGCCGCGUAAACGGCGCGGUGCAGCCAGAUCCCCUCAUCGCAGAGCUAGAGAGGUUUUUGGAUGAGUAUGCGGAGCCGCUGGUGGAGCGGCUUUGGCGCAUGUUGGCCUUGGAGCUGAUGCAGAGCGGCAUGAUGCUGCCCAGCGUGGUGAAGCGUCAGAAGAAGGAGGAAAUCAAGGAGGAGAAGCUGCUGUGA